Exophiala aquamarina CBS 119918 is the source of this 1536-nucleotide messenger RNA. RefSeq lists its product as uncharacterized. The coding region runs from base 1 to 1536 and encodes 511 amino acids. Lineage: Eukaryota; Fungi; Ascomycota; Eurotiomycetes; Chaetothyriales; Herpotrichiellaceae. The record is from RefSeq and is a predicted model, not a curated record. The transcript is spliced from 2 exons.
AUGAGUCCUCCGCAGGCACUGGCCAUCGGCCUCUCUUUUGCACUGACCUGCCUGAUCUCCCCCACCUCGGCCCAUGGAGGUCACACCGACAAGAUCCCCGAAGGUGAAGCCAUAUCAGCAGACCCUCUCGAUUCACGACUAUGGACGCAUAUCCUGUUAAUGGUGCUAUCCUUUGGUCUGAUCUUCCCCUAUGGCAUGGUCCUUGGCAUUAUCAGAAGCAGAUGGCAUGUACCUGUACAGAUCGUCGGCACAGUCGUGGCUACAGUCGCAUACUUUCUUGGGCAUAUGCACAAGGGCCGCCAGUUCAAGCAUCCCAAUAUCCAUGCAAGCUUUGCGAACAGUCUGGUGUUUAUGUUGAUUGUACAAGUCGGACUCGGCAUCGGACUCAAAUUGCAUCUUGAGAACAAGGGCGGCUGGAUCGGAAAAGCGUUUGGAGGAAAGAUUGGCAAGAGUGGGAGGCGUGGUGUCGUGCUGAUUCACGGAUGGCUCGGGAAAGCCAUGCCUGUUGUCUCGUGGGUGCAGAUGCUGUUUGGUGGAAUUGUUGCCAUGGGGUACUGUCGCGGAGACCAUCUUGGACAGUGUUUGGCGCAUUUCAUCAUGGGCUCUGCAUUCAUCGGGUACGGCAUUGUCAUGACACUUCUACUGCUGGUGGGUCAGGCAUGGUUGCGCAGCACGGGAAGGAGCCAGGAAUUCUUCGACAGCAUCAUCAUCUCCGCGUGGGGCUGCGUCAAUACAUUCACCGAGCACCGAUGGGGCCAGCCUUGGGUCAAGAACGAUCUUCAACACACCAGCAUGGGCAUCGUAUGGUGGUGUGCUGGCUUAGUGGGAGUGUGGCUGUCUCGCUCGAGAACUGGUCGGCCGAAACGUAACAUUUUACCUGGUAUGGUUAUCUUAAUCACGGGGUGGGCCAUGAGUGCACACCCUCAAGAUAUCCCAUUGAGCACCAUGGUACAUGCUGUCUUCGGAUACACGCUCAUGGCGGCUGGAGCGAGUCGCAUCAUUGAGGUCUCUUUCGUCCUCAAAGACAGUCGUGGGGCCUCUGAAGUCAACAGUUGGCAGCAUCUUCCACCAUUCCUCCUCUACGCGUCCGGCUUUCUCUUCAUGGGCGCGACCGAAGAACAAAUGCGCCUGCUAUCCGAAGCCGACGUCACACACGUCAGCUACAUCCUGAUUCUGUACUCGAUCGCCUUCCUGCUGUAUCUGUUCGUCAACAUUUUGCUUUACGUCUACGCCUCACACGCGUGGCCCGACGACGAGAGCAACGGUGUAUUAUCUCACAGCUCGUCCUCCCACAGCCGCAAAAUGAGCACCGCUACUGCUGGCCCUAGCGCGCUGAGAAAGUCCUCAAGGGCGACGGGCAACGGCCACAUCACCCUCCCGUCCGCCACAAAUGGCUCUGUCCGCUUGCCCAGGCACCGUCCCACGGAUAGCCAGCAGGUACGGGAUGCAGAGGAGUUUGAGCUUGAGGGGUUGAUCAGCGAGGGCGAGGAGGAUGGUGAGAGCCCCAAGGUUGCGAAGAAGGAGGGCCUUGUUUGA